This is a messenger RNA of Mobula hypostoma (lesser devil ray), 1075 nucleotides long. RefSeq names its product protein SCO1 homolog, mitochondrial-like. Gene Ontology annotation, biological process: mitochondrial respiratory chain complex IV assembly. The record is from RefSeq and is a predicted model, not a curated record. The transcript has 7 exons. The coding region runs from base 43 to 966 and encodes 307 amino acids. Lineage: Eukaryota; Metazoa; Chordata; Chondrichthyes; Myliobatiformes; Myliobatidae.
CUUUCUUACCGGAUGUAUUAAGCGAAGGUCAGACCGCUUUCGAUGGCGCUGUCGGUGCGUCUGUGCAGGCGAGCCGCUGCUCUUUCUCGAGGGCUCGGCCGGGAAGUUUGGUGCGAGGUGGCCGGGGCGACCUCGUUCCCCAGGCGUGUCACGGACCGGCGUUGUGAUUACCCGGCGGUGCGGGCAGCAAGGACGCGAUGCGGGGCGGCGUUGAGGGAUGAGCUUUGCCCAACUUGGGCAAUAUCGUUGCCCAAAUACACCAGUUUCCACUACUUCAGUACAAUGCCUCCACCACCAACGGGAUCAAAAACAAACCCUAGGACCAAGAAGGAUGGGCCUGUCACAUGGAAAUCUUUAGCGGUCACUGUUGCUGUAGGAGGAGCACUGCUGGUCGUCAUGAAAUACAUGAAGAAAGAAAAAGAAGAAAAGAUUGAGAAGGAGCGGACUCGUAGCAUUGGAAAAGCAGCACUUGGAGGACCCUUUUCACUGGUUGAUCACAAAGGGCAACCCAAGACAGACAAAGACUACCUUGGACAGUGGGUCUUGAUAUACUUUGGAUUUACGCACUGUCCAGACAUUUGUCCUGAAGAGCUAGAGAAGAUGGUUGCUGUCGUGGAUGAAAUAGACAGGAUCCCAUCUUUACCAAAUCUGACCCCUCUUUUGAUCACAAUUGAUCCAGAGCGAGAUAAUGUCGAGGCCAUGGCAAGAUAUGUCCAAGAGUUUUCUCCAAAGUUAAUUGGUCUGACAGGCUCCCAAGAGCAAAUAAGCCAGGUGUCGAAGGCCUACAGAGUCUACUAUAGCCAAGGGCCCAAAGAUGAUGACAAUGAUUACAUUGUUGACCAUACAAUAAUCAUGUAUCUUAUCAGCCCCAGUGGAGAUUUUUUGGACUACUAUGGUCAGAACAAGAAGAAUACUGAGAUUUCUGCGUCUAUAGCUUCACAUAUGAGAAAAUUUAAAGCUCAGUAGUGCAAAUAUCUAGCUGCAUUAAUAACUGCUAAAACCUGGCUCUGCAUUUUCUGUAAACAGGUGCAGUAUUUCAAUUAAAAGAAAUGAUGCAAAGUUCUUUGGGCUGGAA